Molecule: messenger RNA, 1416 nt
Organism: Serpula lacrymans var. lacrymans S7.9
Lineage: Eukaryota; Fungi; Basidiomycota; Agaricomycetes; Boletales; Serpulaceae
Exons: 6
Coding region: 206-1231 (341 amino acids)
Cellular component (GO): membrane
Source: RefSeq, a predicted model, not a curated record
UGUAUUUCUAUCAGUCAGAACAACUGAAUCUCACUUAUAUCACCCAUCAAAGCCGUACACUUCGCCUCUUCAGUUUCUUUAUCACCGUCUCCCACCAUCGUCUCACUUUAACGACACGCUAGAAGCAUUUCCUCAUUCGUGUCGUGGUAAUGUCAUUCUUCGACUCAGUGCAGGAUGGACUAGCGCAGCACCAGUAGCGACGUCGAUGUCAGGUGGAAUAGGGAGUGGACAUGGCAUGGUGCCCUUUGAGGACGAUAUGAUAAUAUCCAAACCCGCAAUCAUAUUCCACAUUUCACAAGUCUUCUUCAAUUUCCUCGCAAUGGCUUGCUUCGCCAGUGUAGCAAGCUUUCAGGCCCAUUGGGGCGUUGGUCCUUCUGGCCUAUCAGGAUUCGCCAUCUUCGUCUCAGUCUCUGGCAUAUUCCUAGCGCUUUUUAUGCUAUUUGUGCCCGUCAUCUACGAAAAAUAUGACAGAUUUGCUCGACUCGCCCGUGCCAUGAAGGAAGUACGCGUAGGCUUUAUUCUCACGGGCACAGGUGUCACCUUGAGCCUUUUGAUCGCAUUCAUCGUCACCAUCUCAGCAUGGACAGAGCCAGGAUGUAAAGACGCGAACAACGACCCAAAUGCAGGGAAGGGCGACGGCUUCAAAAAUGGAUUACCCGGAUGGUGCAGUACCAAGAAAGCUGCAGCUAUAUUCUUCUGGCUUGCCUUUGCUUUUUGGGCUGCGUCGUUGGGUUUCCUCAUCUUGCAGUGGCGCAAUGGGAGCUUGACCACUCAUGCCCGCGACCCCCCAUUCACCCGCCCAGACAUUGAAGAAGGUGACGAGGAGGAAGAGGAGGAAGACACGACCACGAGAUACCAACAAGUCCCAGUCGUUGCUCCCUCUUCCUCCGCGCCACGACGAUCGACAUACGAUAAUUCUGACGCUGUCGAAUCACCAUUCUCUGACCCAGUCCGUUAUUCUGGUGCCGCAUCGAGUACAGCACCUACCAGUGGGUACACCAGUCCGCCUGCAGCAUCGCGACCUAGCAUGGAUGCUUAUGGCGCAUUCUCGGAUCCUGCACCGAGUGGCUUUGGUGGUGUCUCGCACAACUAUGCACCGCCACCCGCGGACGCUGCGCCACGCGUGAGUAGAACCAUGCAGUACGCAGACCCUUAUGCUGCCGUACGCGCCUCUCUGGCCCCCAGUGCUGGCGGACCGCCAAGUUAUGAAUCUUAUGCAGGAUAUCGAUGAGAGAGGCUAUUAUAUUUAUGAUUAUAGAUACUGUCAUUUGGACCAUUACUAUUUCGAUAUUUCCGUAAAGUCUAACUUACGCCAUUCUUGUUUCUUAUCGCCCUGCUUUGCUCUCAUGUAUAAUAAGGAACAUUGCAUCUUUUGGAUACCGACUAUCAGUAAAUGUUGAGCCAAUUUGUACGUUU